AUGUCUACCGAGAAGAAGUUUGAUAACCUCCACACGGAGAUGUUCCAGCUUGGCCUCCAGAAUCGACGGGAGGUUGUUGGAAACACCUACGUUGACGCCGCUCUCAACAAUGGCAAAAGCGAGUUUGCCUAUCCGGGCCAACAGCUUGUUACCGAGUGGUGUUGGGGUAAUGUUUGGUCUCGGCCCGGCCUGGAGCGUAAGCAGCGCAGUCUUUUGAAUCUCGGCAUGUUGAUUGCGCUUAAGAGCUGGCCCGAGUUUGGCGUCCAUGUGAGAGGUGCCCUGAACAAUGGACUCACCGAGAUCGAGAUCCGCGAGUCUAUCCUCCACGCAACUAUCUACUGCGGUGUCCCGGCGGGCGUCGAGGCCUUCAAGGUUGCACAAAAGACUAUUAACGACAUGAUUGAGAAGGGAGAGCAUAAAAGAGAGUUGGCGGAACUGUCCCCAUAUCUUGAGAAGUCUAGUUAA
Messenger RNA from Fusarium odoratissimum NRRL 54006, 465 nucleotides. RefSeq names its product 4-carboxymuconolactone decarboxylase. Gene Ontology annotation, molecular function: peroxiredoxin activity. The coding region runs from base 1 to 465 and encodes 154 amino acids. The record is from RefSeq and is a predicted model, not a curated record. Lineage: Eukaryota; Fungi; Ascomycota; Sordariomycetes; Hypocreales; Nectriaceae. The transcript has 3 exons.